ACUACGCGGACAAUGACUGGCCGAUUCUGGCUCUGCUGUGGCCUCUGGUGUGGGUGUGGGCGUGGCCUCUGUGAAGGGGGCGUGGCUCCACCGGCGGUGUGUCGGUCCGUAUAAAGGCUUCGGUCGUCGGGUGGCCGUCACACAUCAACCUGUGAGCUCCUGCAGUCAUGAACAAGUUUUUGGCUAUCGUUGUGCUGGCGGCGGUGGCCUCGGCCGCUGAAAAGAAGGAGGACCUCAAGACCGAGGAAUCCCACCCGGUGGCCUCCUACGGCAGCGGCUAUGGUUACGGAGGCCACUCUGGUCCCAGCUACAGCCGCUCCCAUUCGUACACCAGGACCUACAGCAAGCCCAGCUACGGAUACGGACAUGAUAACAGCUACGACUACAAGCCCAGCUACGGCUACGGCAGCUCUGGCUACGGCAGCUCUGGCUACGGCAGCACUGGCUAUGGCAGCUCUGGCUACGGCUACUCCCGCCCCUCGUACGGCUACGGCCACUCCACCAGCUACGGCUACGGCCGUCCCAGCUACGACUACUCCGGCUACGGCGCCGACAACAGCUACGGCCGCGACUACGGCUACGGCCAUGGCUACGGCUCCGACCGCGGUCACGGCUACGGCUACUCUGGCUACAGCCGUCCCUCCUACGGCCACGGCUACUCUGGCCACGGCUCUGGCUACGGCCACUCUGGCUACGGCUACAGUGCUCCCUCGUACUCGUACUCUCGCAGCUACGGCUAUUCGGCUCCGUCCCGUGGUUACGGAUACGGCCACUAGAUGUCACUGAAAACAGCUGACCCCAAGAUCUGACCCUGCCUGGUUUGUCAGUGUCGGUGUUAGUAUGGGCCAAUCAGUGACCAUUUACGGUAAAGGUCCGCCUAUUUAUUCCAGUGCACUGAUAUUGACGUAUGCAUGUGUAUUGUGUUACUGAAAUGUUUCCUAAAUAAAAAUGUACUGCAGUGAA
Amphibalanus amphitrite is the source of this 963-nucleotide messenger RNA. Its product is annotated as prisilkin-39-like. The record is from RefSeq and is a predicted model, not a curated record. NCBI's taxonomy places the organism in Eukaryota, Metazoa, Arthropoda, Thecostraca, Balanomorpha, Balanidae. The transcript is spliced from 4 exons. The coding region runs from base 168 to 776 and encodes 202 amino acids.